AUGCACCUCUGGUUUCAUGACACGCGCUUAGGACAGAUUCCCAUCAGCACCGGGAGAUCCCCUGCCUUCCUUCGCACCCUCCAGUCCGCAUUUGACCGCAUCAGCGACCUCAGCAUCAAUAUCAAUACCAUACAUAUCAUUGGACCCGAAGUCGCGUCGCGUCCACUUUCAUCACUAGAGACCUUGGACGUAUCGGCACACCAACGUCAUUCUGUCUGGCCCCUAUUGAAUAGCCCUGUGACGACGGGUAAAACCGAUAUAGCUACGUCGCUUGGAGCGCAUUGCCUGAAGAGGCUCACUGUGUCAUGCUGCCUAGACUCUGUUGACUGGACCCUGUCCAUCUACGCCAACUUACGCAUGAUAUCGCUCUCUGAUCUUCGUGUACCGCCAGGCGUCUUGCCUGCACUACUUGCGAGUCUACGCUCUCUAAGAUUCCUCGAAACCUUACAACUCAUCCAUCUGUCGGAACUCGAGAGCGACAUUGCUCAAGAGCUGGAGUCAGAGAUCCCUGUCGUAGUGCGUUCUUGCAAGGAGUUGUAUCUCGAAGGAGAGAAGGGUUUCAUUAUGUCUUUCCUCAACAUACUUCGCCUUCCGUCCCCCGCCCUCGUCAGAACGCGUGUCAGGUUCAUGACUUCCGCGACUCCGCGGUCUUCGGAAGCAUUUUUCGCUCAGCUCUCGCGUGCUAGCUAUGUUAUCGACGAUGACAAGCCCAGUCCAGACGUUGCUUGGGCCAGCUUUCAUCAUCACAGAGCCUCAUCUGCAAACCCUAUCAAGCUAUUAACGCCGGUGCAAAUCGUCCGCGAUACGUGGACCAUGCGCCUAUCCCACAAGGCCCCGUCUCCCAAACCUACAAGGUUGUUGGGCACAGAUUACGAUCGCGAACUCCAAGUCCUAUGGAGUAACGAUCUCAGAGGCGGUUACAAUGACCACGCUUUCCUCGAUGACUGCACCGCGGCGUUUACAUCCGUGGCAUCCGCCGCGCGUACCAUCCGCGAGUUGCGUUUCGCAGCGCGCACUCACUACGCGCCCAUCUCCCCUCUCUUCCUACGGCACUGCUUCUCCUCUUGGACAUCUGUCGAGCGCAUAUAUGCCGAAGGGACGAUAGCCGCGCAUUGCCUAGUCAGCGCGCUUGAGGCAGUUCCACGCGGAAUGGAGCCGCUCUUCCCUCGCUUGAACGAGCUCAUACUGAUUGAUGCGCACUUUGAGCAGGACGGUCUGGGUGCCAAAGGUGCGCUUGGAGCACAGCUGCUGGGAAUGCUCGCCGAAAGGAGGGAUGCGGGAUUUGCAUUGAAGACCUUGAGGCUAUCGGACGUCGAGGCAUUAAGGAGGGAGACGAUGUGGUGGAAUCUGAUAUCGGACAUGGUGUCAGUUAUACCUCUACACGCUUGA
Peniophora sp. CBMAI 1063 is the source of this 1389-nucleotide messenger RNA. The record is from the annotation of a GenBank genome assembly. NCBI's taxonomy places the organism in Eukaryota, Fungi, Basidiomycota, Agaricomycetes, Russulales, Peniophoraceae.